UAUAGCGGCCGGUGGGCGGCUCCGCGCCGCAGCGUCGACGGUUGCGGCGGGUAGGGUGCGGGUGGUGUUGUGCAGUGCCGGGGAACGUCGGCGGAGCAGAGCGCAGCCAGCCUCCUGCUGAGCCAUGGCGUGGCAGCCCAUGGAGAUCAACCCCGAGAUGCUGAACAAAGUGCUGUCCCGCCUCGGGGUGAGCCCCGGCUGGCGCUUCGUGGACGUGCUGGGCUUCGAGGAGGAAGCGCUGGGCGCCGUGCCCAGCCCGGCCUGCGCCCUGCUGCUGCUUUUCCCCCUCACCGAGCAGCAUGAGAACUUUAGGAAACAACAGACUGAGAAAAUAAAGGACCAAGAAAUCAGUUCCAAGGUGUAUUUCAUGAAGCAGACUGUCAGUAACUCCUGUGGGACCAUUGGUCUGAUACAUGCAGUUGCCAAUAACAAAGACAAAGUUAAAUUUGAUGAGGGGUCUUCCCUGAAGAAAUUUCUUGAUGAAACAGUUGACCUGUCUCCUGAAGAGAGAGCUAAGCGUUUUGCAAAUAAUAAGGCUAUACAAGAAGUCCAUAACUCCGUUGCACAAGAAGGGCAGUGUCGGGUUGAGGACAACAGUGUGAACUUCCACUUCAUCCUGUUUGCUAAUGUGGAUGGACAUCUGUAUGAAUUGGAUGGGCGUAUGCCAUUUCCUGUAAACCAUGGCACAAGCUCAGAUGACUUGCUAUUGAAGGAUUCUGCUAAGAUCUGCAGACAAUUUACAGAACGUGAAAAAGGAGAAGUUCGUUUUUCUGCUGUGGCUCUCUGCAAGUCUGCCUGAGGCUCUGAAGGAAAGCAGUUUAAUAGCACACCAGUAAAUGCAGUCUAAACUCCAGUGCUUCAGUACUUGUUAAACACAGCUGUUCUGGUAACUUAAAUUGUUUCCACCCUUUGCUAUACACAGAAGCAACAUCACUUGAGCUUAUGAUAAAGGAUGAGCUCAAGUUUUAAUGUGAACAGUUCGGACACAUGAUGUCUUUAGACUCUGUUUUUUCACAUGUUAAAUAGAAAGUGCUUAACAGGGCUUGUUUAAUGUGUCUAUUAAUGGAGCUGUUGGUUGAUAUUUCCUUGUCCUUAAUGAGAAUAAAACUUUCUGCUGGAAGACUAAA
Numida meleagris (helmeted guineafowl) is the source of this 1127-nucleotide messenger RNA. It is a transcript of the gene UCHL1, whose product is annotated as ubiquitin C-terminal hydrolase L1. Gene Ontology annotation, molecular function: cysteine-type deubiquitinase activity. Lineage: Eukaryota; Metazoa; Chordata; Aves; Galliformes; Numididae. The transcript is spliced from 9 exons. Gene Ontology annotation, cellular component: cytoplasm. The record is from RefSeq and is a predicted model, not a curated record. Bases 125 to 799 code for a protein of 224 amino acids. Gene Ontology annotation, biological process: protein deubiquitination; ubiquitin-dependent protein catabolic process.